Messenger RNA from Mytilus trossulus (common blue mussel), 1447 nucleotides. RefSeq lists its product as uncharacterized. NCBI's taxonomy places the organism in Eukaryota, Metazoa, Mollusca, Bivalvia, Mytilida, Mytilidae. The transcript is spliced from 4 exons. The record is from RefSeq and is a predicted model, not a curated record. The coding region runs from base 230 to 1258 and encodes 342 amino acids. Gene Ontology annotation, molecular function: protein binding.
CUAGAUGCCAUGUUGAACACCGAAUACUUGUAAAAUGCACACAACUUUGAAGUCACAACUAUCCUAUUAUCAUGUGAUUUUAAAGUAGGUCGUUAUUUAACACGUGUCUCGAGCAUUUCCAGAAAACCAGCUUGGUAGUAUCGGGGGUAGUACAUUGUAGUAUGAUCUAGUAUAUAUUUAUCAGUGAGACCAAACUUUCGAUUAAAUAUCACUUCAGUCAACUAUAGUCAUGGCUUGCAUUUCGUGUAAUGUAGAAAAACUAUCUAAUGAAUAUCCACCUCACAACGGAUCUAGAGAAUGUGAUCAUCCGUCUCUUACAUGUCUACGGUGUUUGGUGGAUCAUGUUGACAAAACUGGGAAAUGUCCUCAUCCCGACUGCAGCUUGGUGAUUGCAAAACAGUCUCCAACCAUGCAGCUGUUUAAAGCCAUUCUGUCAAAACUGUUUAAAGAGUAUGAGUCAGCCUACACCCCAUUGGUAGAUAUCGGAGGAGGCAAUCAGUAUGUUAACGUCACAGGCCUUACUGGAGAGUCCGCGUCCAUCCAAUUUACUCCACACAUGACAGUCGAUCAUUUGAAGUCAUUGAUACAACAGAAGCUUAAACACGAAAGAGGAAAACAAAAACUGUUAUACCAGGGAAAAGAGAUGAAUGUUAUGGGACCAAACGGUGGAUAUACUACUUUGUCAGAUCAUGGGGUCAAACCAAACACUACAAUUUGUUUAGUAAUUUGUUUGUUCAGUAUACCGGACAGUUUUGACGAUGUUGUUUUUGAUUUAUACUGGGGUUACCCAUACCAAAAAACGGAUUUUCUUGAUGCAUCUUGUUUGAUUUUUAAUGGGACCACCUUACAAAAAGUGGUUGACUACAAUCACAGACAUGCAACUGCCAUACGCCAUUCUGGUGAUGUAAUGGACAAUGUUCAUCGAAUAGGACACCAUACGAUCAAUGUGUCUUUGAAAAAUAUACCCUCUAACGUAACGCAUUUGUUUUUUACACUGAGCGCAUGGAAUUCUCCAAAUAUUGCUCAGUAUCCAAAUCCAAGCUUAAAAUUUUAUGAUGCCACAAAACCAGGUAAAGAUCUUUGCAAGACAACGUUUCAUCACGCUCGAAACUCGCAAGCAGUUGUGAUGUGCUCUGUUUCAAGGAAUUCGCAAGGGAGUUGGGAAAUUUUCGAGUCGGGACAGCUUUCGGCAGGAAAUGCAAAAAACUAUAGUUUACUGGUUUCUACAAUCCAACAGCUUAUAUAUAGAGGAGUUUAAAACAUGCAUCAGUAAAUAAAACAUAGCAAUUCAGUAUAAAUAGUUUGUACGAUAUAUGUUGAUAUGCAAACCGUAUUAUGUAUGGUGUUUACAUUUUUUCUCUGAUGACAUAAGAGAAUGAUACACACAAUACUCAAGAAGAACAGGUUUAUGUCGUUUAUUGUAAAUAAAGUAGUGAUCAGACCAGGA